Molecule: messenger RNA, 281 nt
Organism: Rotaria sp. Silwood2
Lineage: Eukaryota; Metazoa; Rotifera; Eurotatoria; Philodinida; Philodinidae
Source: the annotation of a GenBank genome assembly
UGCAAUAAUAAUAUAAUAUCCUAUAUAAUAACAUAUAUUCGUACUACUUAUUCCAUAUGAUUUGAUAUUCAUAUGAAUAUUUAAAAUAAAUCAAAGAUUUUGAAUGAUUUGUUUGAAGUAGUCGAACUGAAUUUAAUAAAUUAUUAUUAAGAUCAAAUGUAAGUUUCUUUAAUAGAUCAGGUACAUUAAAAACAGUUGUAGCUGGAUAUGUUUCAAAUGGUGGUAGAUUAAUAAUAAGAAUAUGUUUAACACCUAUUUUAAUUAAAUCAUUUAUAAUUUGA